UAAUUGACUUUCGUUCCUGCCAUUCACGUGUUAGUCGUUGUUUUAUUUCAUUCCGUUCCGAGUACAGAGCUCUCAAUCUAAAAAUUUGUAUUUAUCAACCCAAAAACGGGUUUUGUUUUCGACGAUAACAUUUUGUUGCAGGACGCCAUAGCCCCCGAGAAGCAUCCAUUAGUGUCGGGCAAUCCAUAAAUUCGCGUGCUCUGCUUUCACAAGUUACUGUCCAAAUUGAAGCGUUUUUCACAGUUGUCGCGAUGAGUAGCCAUCCUUUAAGCCUAGGCAAAUUCGCCCAGCGUGGCGCCACUAUGUAUAUCUAUCCGGUGCCUUCGUCCUUUAAGUGCUUCUAUCACAGUCAGAGGAUUGCCCAAAGGGCUUCCGAGAGGGCUCUGCCUCGCAAAGUGAUCGGCGUGAAGAAGACGCUGGUCAACCAGAUGCAGGGCAUGGUCCGCAGUUCCGAUCCUUCGAAGCUGCCUGCUUACAAGACCUACGGCAAAACUCGGCUGUUCUCCUCUUCAAGCAGCCUAAAGAGCAGUUCGGGCAGUUUAUCGUCCCGCCGCUGCAUGAGCAGUGGGCUAAAGAAGCCGCAGCAGCAGCAGUGGGAAGAGGAUUCCAAGACUGAAACCUUUUUCCGCAACAAUAGGACCACUUUGUCGGCCACCCAGCGAGGGUACAAUACGUCGCCGAUUUUCGGCAGAGGCUUGGCCACACAGGCGGCUAGGGACAUUAGCCGUUCCAUUCAGGAGGAGCUAAUGGUUGUGAAUGACGAAACGCGCCACAUGCUAAACUGCAAUCCCAAUCGCCAUGACAGGCGUGACUUCCAAGAACAGCCCAAUGCCGAUCCGAUGCAGGGCUGGAACCAUCCGAUGUCCUACAAGACCAUGCCCAGUGAACACGAUGGCAUCCCAGAGGAGCUGGAACUGGAGGCCCGUCAGAAUAGGCCACGUCGCCGGCAGUUGAUCAUGGGUUACGCCAGUCAUGCGGCAAAUGUGGCCGCGCGCAAUCGCGAGACCCUAGCCAAGCCACCACAUUCCCAACAGCUCAAUCCCAAUCCCAAGUCCAAGGUUGGCCAGUUGUCAAGCAUGUACAGCUCUAAUGCCCAGGAGAGGCUCUCUGAGCUGCGGUCGCCGCUGACUCGUUAUGUGCCCCAGGCAACCAGCGAAAAGGACUCUGAUGAUGGACUAAUGGAUGUGGCCAUAGCCAGGGCCACUCGUGCAGAUUUCACGAAUGCCCGGGGCAUGCCAAGAGCUGAGGACGAGGAGCCUGAUUCGCUGUACGAGCAACCCCCCGCCGAGAGGGAGUUACUGAAGCAGGCUUUCCUCAGAGGAACCCGGCACGCGGACCAGGGGCGAAUGGACGAGCUUCACUACGAGUCCUCCGCUGGCAUCGGAAGCAACGACGCGCUGAUCAGUGCCUCGCGGCAAGUGAUCAACCAGAAGUUCGCCGGAUUCCAGCACUUGACGAGCGCGCAGAAAUGGAGGGCCCCACAAUUGGUGGAGUCGGUCAACCCGACGCCCCAGCUUAAUCCUCGGGCUGUCAGUGAAGCCCGCGGAAGUGUGCUGAUGCAGCCGGGCAAGAGACACUCCACCGCGAGGAUGAGCACCAAACGGUUGGCCACCCCCCGUUUCUUUGGGGGACUUGGCGAGUCGGACACGUCGACCCCGAGCGAGACGGGGGAGCGCAAGCGGGAUGACAAUGACGACGUGAGUAGGAACGAAUCUUGGAGCCGGCACCAGGAGCAAGAACCCAGGGAUGUCGAGCCCCCCAGGGCUAUUAAGCAGAAUCGCGUGAUGGCCAGCGGGCCGCAGCGCCAGCGCUCGAUAUACCAGAUAACCAUGCAGGACAAGAACCGCCGACAGUCUGAGAUGAAGGCUCGUAGCAGGAAUGUAUCCAUCGCAGGCCGCAUGACCACUACCAAGGGCGAGAAGAGGGACCACAGGCCGAUCAAGCCGGAGGAUUUGGAUCCUGAGAACGAUAUCGAAAUGCCCUCGGAGUAUGACAGGAAGUCUGCUGUCCAGCGUCUCGGCCCAGCUAUUCCCGCCGAGUAUGGUACUCGCGCCUUCAAUAGCUACUAACAAGCCAUAGUGACCUGUCGUCCUGCCGUCUGCAAAUGUGCUAUUCCGUAGUUCAUCUGUGUCGUCAUUCCCAACCCAAGCCAGCCGUCUAAGGUGCAUGGAGUCUUCUCCCAUUUAGGGCUAUCAAAAUCCAUUCAAGUUUACUAAAUCAAGGCCAGGUCACAUCUGUAUAAAUCCUUUGUCUCGUAAUUGCAAAAUAACUGAAAGUAUAUUAAAAAUGUACGCCUUGAGUACGAAAAUUAGAA
Molecule: messenger RNA, 2314 nt
Organism: Drosophila kikkawai
Lineage: Eukaryota; Metazoa; Arthropoda; Insecta; Diptera; Drosophilidae
Source: RefSeq, a predicted model, not a curated record